AAGACUUGGUAAUUAAGAAGCUACCUUAAUUAAUUCAUUGUUUAUUUUGAGGGACUUUCAUUUGAGGUGUAACUCAUCUAGAAAUUUCAUCUAUAAAUAGCGCCAUCAUUCUCAUGCAAAGUUUAUCACCUUCAAGCUUACAAGAAAUAAAACUAAAGCAGCAUUGUUUUCAUUAUUAGAAGAUCAAUUAUCUAGCUAAUUAUGGCUUUCGCCCUGAAGUUUCUUGUUAUAACCAUUGCCAUACAUGCUUUGAAAUCUUCACCUAGCUCUGCCUCGGACCCAAGUCCCUUACAAGAUUUCUGUGUUGCUGUUAAUGACUCUAAAACAACUGUUUUCGUGAAUGGAAAAGUUUGCAAGGACCCAAAACUUGUAACGGCUGAUGACUUCUUCAGAUCAGGCCUAAACAAGCCUGGAAAUACUUCAAAUCAACUUGGAUCAAUUGUUACUGCUGUCAAUGUCAACAAUUUACCUGGGCUCAACACUCUAGGCAUUUCUUUAGCUCGUAUUGAUUUUGCACGACGUGGUCUCAAUCCACCUCAUACACAUCCUAGAGGAACUGAGGUUCUUGUUCUUCUUAAGGGAAGACUUUAUGUUGGUUUCGUCCUUUCUAACCCUGGCCCAAAUAGGAAGAACAAGUUAUUCACCAAGAUUCUGAACCCCGGUGACGUCUUUGUUUUUCCUGAAGGUCUAGUUCAUUUUCAACUUAAUGUGGGAAAGAGUAAUGCCAUUGCAUUUGCUGGUCUGAGCAGCCAAAAUGCAGGAGUUAUCACUAUUGCAAAUGCAGUAUUUGGUUCAGAUCCACCAAUUAAUGAUAAUGUCCUCGCUAAAGCAUUUCAAGUUGACAAGAAAGUGAUUGAUGAUCUUCAACAACAGUUUUGGUGGGAUAAUAACUAAAAGUAUAAACCAACUACUCAAUUAUGUUCUAAUUACCAUGUUAGGAGUAGUAUUAUUUGCGAGUACGAUUGAUUUUCAUUCAGGUUGAUUGUUGUAUUGGAAUAAAGAUUGGUUAAUGAUAUUAAAUAUAGUGUAUUUUCAUUCCUAGUGA
Messenger RNA from Solanum pennellii, 1045 nucleotides. Its product is annotated as germin-like protein subfamily 1 member 14. Gene Ontology annotation, molecular function: manganese ion binding. The coding region runs from base 202 to 894 and encodes 230 amino acids. Gene Ontology annotation, cellular component: cell wall. The transcript is spliced from 2 exons. Lineage: Eukaryota; Viridiplantae; Streptophyta; Magnoliopsida; Solanales; Solanaceae. The record is from RefSeq and is a predicted model, not a curated record.